AUUUUCUCUUCCGUAUGGAAACCCAAAGCCAUCUCUUUCUCUCACGCUUCUCUAUCACUGCAAUUUCCCUACAUUUUUCCUUCUUCCUUUGUGAAUAUAAAUUUUUAUUGACCAAUUUGCCUCUGUGGGGAGUGGGAAAUUACCUGCUUGUCGUUGUUUAGAUGGUUUUUCCAGGGUUUUGAGGCUGUGCAUGCAAGGGACUUCAUGAGCUGAGGUGGAUUUUAGAAACAAUGAUUAUAACAAAACAGUAUCGAUGCAUACACUCAGCAAGCUGUCAAUGCACAAAAGGACAUCUCAGUGAAGAUGCGAUUUUCUUAGUAUUUCAACACAUGAACUGGAACCCUAAUCUUAUCGCCACUCUGUCCUGUGUAUGCAAAUGGUUUGAUGAUCUUGCAAAACGAGUAUUAUGGAAGGAGUUUUGCCGAACAAGGGCCCCAAAGAUGAUGCUUGAUCUGCAAUCUAGUGGCAGUCACAGUGUCGAUGGAAAUUGGAGGGCACUGGGGAAGCUUCUUAUUUAUUGUUCAGGAUGUAGCAAGGGUGGCUUGUUCAAUAGCAUUCAGAUCCCUGGUCACUUUGUUUACAGGACCCGUUUCUCUCGGACAUCAGGAAAGAGUUUUCUUUUACCACAGUGCAGAACAGAUAUCUUGUACGUGUCUGAUCCAUGUGAACAUCUUGACCAUGGAGAGGAUGGUGAUAUAGGGUUUUUCCGUGGAGUUUUUAAGUCGUUCUCUAUUUCAAAGGUUAGGAAAAUGUUGAUUCAAAAGGAGGCCCAGCUUCAUCCAACAGAAGUAUGCCCUUAUUGCAAGGCAAAAUUGUGGAGCAUGCUGCAAGCCAAAAUGAUACCACAGAGUGCCACCUGCCGGUUGGGUGCUUACGAGGAUUGCAUCGAGUAUUAUGUGUGCCUCAAUGGCCAUAUGCUUGGGAUUUGCACCCUCUUACCUUUGUCUGAUUCAGAAGAGGCAUCUGAGCGGGAUUAGUAGUUGGAAUAGAUUCCAGGUACUCAUCUAUAUCUUGUUUGUGAGGAAUCAGGAUGCUUUAAAUAAUCAUACUCAUCACAAUGCGAGUUUUGGAGGAUCUCUGUUUCCUUAUUUGAUAAAUUGCUGAGACUCUCAUGCCUUUUUUUCCUUAACCAUCAUGCAUAAAGUGGAAAAUAUAACUGAGGUAGUUUGUUUGUUAUCUUACCUGCAAGGUUAUUUUUUGUUGGACAGUUUGUUUAGUGUUGUAGGCAUGGAUAUAGUGUCUGCUAAUGGAUUCUUACAUGAAUUUUAGAAAGUGAGACGUCCAUAUCAGCCAACCUCAUUUUCUAGAAGCUCAAAUCACCCCUGAUUCAGGUGCUCAAGAGACUUGCUUGCCCCAGUAAUAUCGUUUUAUUGUGAAGGGUUAGAAUCUAUUGGUAACCAUUACUUUUCAAAACAUCCGUUACUCAACAGGGUUUUCAUGUAAUACUCUUUAUUUAUAUAUGGUCAUUAAACGGAUGAAAGUUUGGCCACUGCGAUAAUUCAUAUAGAUUUCUUGUUAAUGAUAAAUCAGUUGCCUUGUGAAUUUCA
Molecule: messenger RNA, 1547 nt
Organism: Mangifera indica (mango)
Lineage: Eukaryota; Viridiplantae; Streptophyta; Magnoliopsida; Sapindales; Anacardiaceae
Product: EID1-like F-box protein 2
Exons: 3
Coding region: 231-977 (248 amino acids)
Molecular function (GO): protein binding
Source: RefSeq, a predicted model, not a curated record